Messenger RNA from Cuscuta europaea, 1316 nucleotides. Lineage: Eukaryota; Viridiplantae; Streptophyta; Magnoliopsida; Solanales; Convolvulaceae. The record is from the annotation of a GenBank genome assembly.
AAUCUUUAUAAGUAAUAAUAACACAAGGCAGAGAAACCUCGUACUUGCUGCUGCUAAUCCAACAACCUCCGUGUUCUUCGGAUGACGAAAGACGCAUUAAGGAAGUGCUCACAUUGUGGGCACAAUGGGCAUAACACCAGGACAUGCAAAGGCUGCACCAGCAUUAAGCUUUUUGGGGUUAAAAUCAAUGUUUCUGAUGAAAAUCAUUAUGGUCAUGAUUCUAUCAGGAGGAGCAAGAGUAUGGGGAGCCUGCAACAGGCCCUCAAAUCCUUGGAUCACAACGCCAUCGGUGGCCGCGAUUCUGGUUAUCUUUCCGAUGGCGUUGACCAUUCGAACCGAUGUCGGAAAAAAGGAAGCUCAUGGAGUGAGGAAGAGCACAGGCUAUUCUUGAUUGGGCUGGAAAAGCUUGGGAAGGGAGACUGGAGAGGCAUUUCAAGGACAUAUGUGCCUUCAAGAACCCCAACCCAAGUGGCUAGCCAUGCCCAGAAAUAUUUCAUCAGAAUGUCUUGUUUGGAUAAGAAGAAAAAGAGGACAAGUGUGUUUGAUAUGGCCCUCCAUGAAUUGAACCAACAGAAUGCACCUCCACAGGGGAUUCCAUCUCCAUCUUCUCAUGAACCUCUUCCUGAUAUCCAAAAUCAGGCUAGGAGUGUAUCUCUGCCGUCGAACACAGACGAAUCCAAAGGAAAGAAGGCCAUUGAAACAGCUAAUGAAAGGCAGCAAAUUUCACCGGUUGGCAAACCUUUCAGUGUUGUAAAGAACUCAAUGCAUGAAAGGCCUCCCAUUCCACCACCUCUUGUAGUUCCAAGCUUUAAUGUCAUGCCAUUCGUGAACCUGUCAGCAUCGGCCGGAGUGAUGCCGGCGGUGACCUGGGCGCCGGUGCCGGCUUACCCGAAUCAUCAAGAGUUUCACAAGUAUGGCUAUAUUGCGAGCUUCCAAGGACGCUAUGCUUCUUGUAUGCAGUAUAUGACGACCGGCCCUCAAUCUUCUGUUCUGAUGUCUCCUCCCGUUCCUUCUCCGGUUGGUGGUCCUCCGCCGGCUACGGCGUCAAAUAAAGAAGGCCUGCACCUUCCUCUCGGAGCACUUAGUCUGUGAUCAAUCAGCACCGGGAGCAAAUGAUGAGCAAUUGGGAUUUUUCCUUACCGUCCCAAACAUUUUUGAUCGAUAUAUAUGAGUUUAUAAUUCAGCACUUUUUCUUUGAAAUUCUUUGUUACUUGUACCCUUCUUAUGAUUUGUUACUUGUACCUUUAGAAACAAAAAGUUCAUUGAUAAAAUACAGAUGUCAAAAGAAUAAGAUAUUCUUCAAUGUUGUACUUCCC